GGUCUGGAUUAAUCAAUAUUAUAUUUCAUCAUUACAGGUCCAAGAAUUGCGCCCAAGUCCUGUACAUGGUGUCCGGUAGCACGACCAACGGCUACUACCAGCUGGUGGACAACCAUGGAAACACCUACAAGGCCUACUGCGACUUCAACUCUGAACCGGGAGUGGCCUGGACCCUGAUGAUGUCAUUCAGCCUUACCAACAAUGCCAGCCUCAAUUACGGAGCACACCGCUGUCCCGUGAUGCGCCGUGGUUGUGCUUUCUCUGCAGUUCCCGGUUCUGUGCAUUCUGAGGAUAACUUCGGGUAUUAUGGGAUUGUGAAUAACAAGUCCAGAUGCACCGAGUCCCCUUCCAUUACCACUCAGUACUGGUUUGGCGGAAGCAAGUAGCUUUACACCUCGUAUUAGAUAAGCCGCAAUACACAAGCUCCUCCUUUCUUAAUGAUUGGGAGCGUUUAGAGGUUUGUAUUAAGACUGAA
This is a messenger RNA of Nematostella vectensis (starlet sea anemone), 475 nucleotides long. RefSeq lists its product as uncharacterized. The record is from RefSeq and is a predicted model, not a curated record. The coding region runs from base 66 to 386 and encodes 106 amino acids. Lineage: Eukaryota; Metazoa; Cnidaria; Anthozoa; Actiniaria; Edwardsiidae. The transcript is spliced from 2 exons.